CUCGGAUCAUAUUGCAUGCAUUUCUCACGAAUAACAGCCUGCCAUCUUUUUUUCUCUGCCUGCUUUUCAUCAUUCUCCUUGACUUCAAACUGAUUGUUGCCACUUACACUCGCUACAUAUUUUGUCCUUUAAAACCAGUUCCGUUAUAUUGCAUUACGACACCAUCCCCUCUCACCUACUCACGAACGCCCCUCGAUUCACCACAGACAGUACCAUUCAACGUCACGACCACGGACAAAUUCCCUCGCUGUACUCGUCCGGAGUCGACCAAAAUAACCUGCGAUCGCUCGCUGACAUAACAACGCUUGGUCCAGCCAGCACGGCUAUCAACACUGUUGGACCGCGUUCAGAUCCGUGGCCCGUGUGUUCAACAUUGCUAUUCUCGUCGUCGACGCCAAAACCUCUCGCGACGUGUAAGGACCAUGCCAUGUACCUCGAAUCAUGGGAUUUCUGCUGACCACAUUCUCAUGCAGCUUCCCGUUCGCGAGCCGAAUUCUUCCCAUGAUCUUGCCUUAGACCCAACAUUGCAUAAUCCAGGGCAACAAUUCCUCCCUGCUCCGUUAACACCCCCCUCUGGACAAUCGACCACUCCUUUAGCCUGCCCGGUCGUGUACCUCGCGACCGGUCGAAACUACCUCCAUGCCAAUCAAAUUGCCCAAGGGUUUCCAAAGAAGAAAAUCCUCAGGAAAUGCUUUGGACGAGAUAGAACACCCCUCCGCAUCUGGCUCUGGGUCGUCCUUCAGAGUCCUGGAGAGGCCAGCGAGCAAGGGCAAGUCCUUCGAUGGAGGCGUCUCCUUGAAAAAGGGCGGGUCACCCGUCCCCAGACCCCCUCCGAAAGAUGGAUCUGGCUACGAGGAGGACGAUGGGUUUGCAACUGGUCAUCUGGACGUGGGCAAUCGUGGUAGUGCCGGUACCCACGGUUCUCAUUCGACCACCCACCUCGACAGUGCUGCCUCCUCUGCCCGUCUGAGCACCUCUUCGACGAACCCAUCCUCCAUCGACACCCCUUCGGAUAAGAACGUACAAGUGCCAGGCUCGAAACCAUACAAUGACAUUCCUGUCCCACCGCAGUCAUCGGCUCGCCACGGUUUCCUGCGCAGUCCACCGAGAGCUCUUUCUUUCGGCGUUAUCAAGGGCAGCCGCUCGUCGCCAGUUUCAACACCGGGCGAUCUUCCUCUACCAGACAACAGCCGAAGUAGGGCGGUCACAACAAGUUCACAAAGCACUGCGACUCCACCCAGGCUGUUUGACUCUGACCUGGCAUUGGAAAAUUCCGAGUUGGAUGGGUUCGGUAACAUGUUUGACCAUAUUGGGUCUAGUCCUGCCUCAGGUCCGGUGAGACUUAUCCAGCAAGAGGAGCCAACUUCCUUACCCACAGCCUAUCCUCCCACGAGUUUUCCCAGUGCAAACAUGGACCGCCCCAAGAGAGCUCCAGCACCUCGGCCCAUCCAGAUCGAUCGUACACAAGUUAUUGACUCCUCGCCUUACUCAUGGACGUCAAAUAAUUCUCGCGAUGGCCUCAUUCGCUCCCCAAGUCCUUCGAAGACAAUCACCCAGGGCAGUCCUGUCCAGUCGAGAGAAAGAGUAGUGCAAAGUCCUCAAAAGCAACUUUCACAUAGUAAAAUGCCGUCCAGGAGACCUGUGGGCCCCAGAGCCCCAUCUCAAGAUCACAGCAUCCAAUCUCCACCGCCACUGUUGCAAGCAAAGUCGACAGACAGCAAUAGCAAUCUACUUUCAACGAGUCCGACCACGUCACCAGAUAAAACAGGGGGAGGAUUGUCUCCAAGCUCGACGCACAGUGCAACCUUUGAUCCCACCAUUGCUGCCGAUGCUCAGCUUGCCCAUAUGUACCAGGAGACUCCGGUAGCACCUCCCAAACCGGUUUCUACGAACAAAGUCAUGACUCCUGCUCAGUGGGAACGAUACAAGCAACAGAAGGAGAUGGACCGUCGGCUUGGGGCUUUGUCGGACGACAGCAGUUCAGAAGGUGAAGAUGAUGAAGAUGAGGACGAGGUGGAACGUGACCGUCAGGUUGCCAAACAACGACGAAAGCAAGAGGCGCAUCUAGCUGUCUACCGCCAACAAAUGAUGAAGGUUACUGGUGAGAAUUCACAGUCUCGUCCGGAAAGUAGCCUCAGUGUUUUACGGCCUGGCUCAACUGAUAUCAACCAUCGACUUUCAAGCAUGACCCUGGACCCGAAGGUAACUGGAUCUGGCAUUGGAGAAGAUGAGGAUGAGGACGAGGAUGUUCCGCUUGGUAUUUUGGCGGCGCAUGGCUUUCCCAAUAAGAACCGGCCACCUACACGACUAGCAACUUCCCCCUCAAACUCGAACAUGCGAAUUGUCGGCCAAAGUCCAACAGCGCCCAGCGUUGUAAGUCAGACACCCAAACCUGGAGGCAAUCUUCCGGUCUUUGCGCGACACCUCCCACAGGAUCCGUACUACGGCGCGAGUCUCGUCAAUCAAUCGAAUCGUGAAUCUCUUUCCAUCCACGCUGCUAGUCCACCUCCACAAGGGGCUGGACCAUCUACAAGCCAUCCCAUCCAUCCUGCAGGACUCGUAGGUGUCAUAGCAGGCGAAGAACGAGCUCGCGCUGCUAGGCGAGGCAGUCCAAAUCCUUCUGGGAACUACGAAAUGCCUGGCAUGCCCAUAAACCCGGGAAUGGUCAGGUCGCAGACUGCGGGCGCCAUGCCGAUGAAUUAUCCUCCAAUGGGUAUGCCCGGGAUGCCUCCCAUGCUAACUCCGGGCGACCAGGCUCAAAUGCAAAUGUCACAGCAGAUGAACCAGAUGAUGCAAAUGCAAAUGCAGUGGAUGCAGCAAAUGCAGCAGAUGAUGGGCGGUCAGUUCAAUCCGAACCAGUUCAUGCCGUCUCAGGCUGGCCCGCCACGGCCACAGUCAGCCCACAUGCAAACUCGACCCGGUUCUGAAGGGGUCCAGAGGACGAUGAGUAAUCUUGACCCUAGCAUGGCUCCGUGGAGCCUCAAUCAACAGUAUCUACCUUCGAUUAAUGUCACCGGCAACUAUGCACCUUCAAUGGCGCCGUCCGAGCGAAGCAAUAUAGGACUGGCCUCUAGGUACCGUCCGGUCUCCAUUGCCCCGGAUAGCGACGCUGCUUCCACCAGACGGGCUUCAACAUUCACAUCUUCCACUUUCCAACCUUGGAAUCAGAACAGCAGCACGCCUCGCGCGUCUACCCAUGCCGCCAAACCGUCAAUCAAUACAUUGGGUCGAAAAUCACCCUUGGCACUUCAAGAUGACGAAGAUGAUGAGCAAGGUUGGGCAGAGAUGAAGAAGAAAAAAGACAAAAAGCAGAAAAGCUGGGCCCUUCGUAAGGGCAACAAUGCUUUACAAGAGUUGUAUAAUAGCGCGGCAUAGUGUGCUCCUUCGCAUCACGACCAUACACCACCAUUCUGGGAUAUACCGGAGAUGGCCAUUCUCAUGAUCAGCGAUUUUCAAGUAGAUAAUGAGCGGCAUGUUUUUUUAUUUUCGCUCUGAAAAACGGGUUGACCUGGAGGAUAAGAGGAAAAGUGCUUUGUGUAAUUGGUACAGGUGGAGGAUUUAUGGUGUUUUUCGCAUAUACAGGAAGAUGAAGAUGUUCUAGGAUCUACAUAAUACAUACUCGGCAUUGGGCCAUAUUGUAACUACCUAGGUACAGAACGAUAUACUCUGUAUAGGUGCCUCAACUAGUGUGACACCUCAACUCAAGAUGUAUUUACUGUAC
Molecule: messenger RNA, 3721 nt
Organism: Exophiala oligosperma
Lineage: Eukaryota; Fungi; Ascomycota; Eurotiomycetes; Chaetothyriales; Herpotrichiellaceae
Exons: 3
Coding region: 640-3375 (911 amino acids)
Source: RefSeq, a predicted model, not a curated record